Molecule: messenger RNA, 1448 nt
Organism: Ochotona curzoniae (black-lipped pika)
Lineage: Eukaryota; Metazoa; Chordata; Mammalia; Lagomorpha; Ochotonidae
Gene: ALG14
Product: ALG14 UDP-N-acetylglucosaminyltransferase subunit
Exons: 5
Coding region: 70-720 (216 amino acids)
Biological process (GO): dolichol-linked oligosaccharide biosynthetic process
Cellular component (GO): UDP-N-acetylglucosamine transferase complex
Source: RefSeq, a predicted model, not a curated record
CUCGGCGCCCGUAGCCGUGAACUUUAACCGCGGACGCUAGGGACUAGUACGCAUGCGUUUUUCCUUCGCAUGGUGUGGCUGCUUAUUGUAGCUGCAGCGGCAGGAGCUGUGGCGACCUUGCUAGUCCUGCGACUAUGGGUAGUGCUGCAUUCCCAGGCCGUUACGCCCCGGAAGUCUCUCAGCGUCGUGGUAGUGGCCGGCUCCGGUGGACAUACCACGGAGAUCCUGAGACUGCUGGAGAGCUUAUCCGAUGCUUACUCACCUAGACAUUACAUCCUUGCUGACACUGAUAAGAUGAGUGCCAUGAAAAUAGAUGCUUUGGAGCGUGCUCGAGCUAAUAGAGACCCUAAUACAGAGUUUCCAGUCUACUACCUUCAUCGAAUUCCCAGGAGCCGUGAGGUUCAGCAAUCCUGGCUGUCCACAGUGCUCAGCACCUUGCAUUCCAUGUGGGUGUCGUUUCCUCUGGUCCUCAGAGUGAAGCCUGAUCUGGUAUUGUGUAAUGGACCCGGAACAUGUGUUCCUAUCUGCAUAUCCGCCCUGCUCCUUGGGAUUCUGGGGCUGAAGAAAGUGAUCAUUGUCUAUGUGGAAAGCAUCUGCCGAGUGGAAACCCUGUCCCUGUCAGGGCACAUCCUACUUCACCUCUCGGAUUACUUCAUCGUGCAGUGGCCAACUCUAAAAGAGAAAUAUCCCAAAACUGUGUACCUUGGGCGAAUCGUUUGACAGUCGACAGCAUGCAUCUUUAGAAUGUUACCAUCCACCAUGGUGUUUACUCUGAUGGUUGGGGGGAACACUACAGGCUUCCCAUGAAGGCUGCUUAAAAUUGAGAAUUAUUGGUGAUCAAGAGUUACAAAACAAGAAGUGCAAAUAACUGAGUGUAGAGAAACUGAGAUCUCUCGUAAACCUACAUGAUGAGCUGUAAACACGAAACACUUACGUCUGUACACACCAGAUUUCAUCUCGAGAAAAGUGUCUGUCACUAACUACAAGUUAUCUUCUGUUUACACAAUUUUUUUUCGACCUAAAUAUAAAGUUUGUAUGAUGAGUAACAUUUCCUGUUACUAUAGCUUUCUUCCCCCUCCCCAAGUACCUGCCUUUUGGGGGGGAGGGGAGAGGAAAGAAAAGUAUUUCUUCCUUAUGCUUUGAAUUCACCAGGCUUUAUUUCCUGCAGGAAGCAGUGCUGUCCCCAGUGAACCCUUGCAGCCCAAAGGAAGCAGUUAUGUUAAACUGGCUUCAUGACAGCUUGCAUUCCACAGGCUUCCAGAACCUAAGCAUAAACCAGUUUCUCUCUCUCUCUCUGCCCCCUCCCCUUUUUUUUGUUUGUUCUUCAGUCUUGUUUUAUGAGUAAUUGGCUUCAAUCCAGAAUGUCUUGUAAAAUCUCUUGUUUAAUUGUUAAAGUAAAUUAAAAGGCAAUCACCAUCAAAGUAAUAAAAACAUGAUUCUAUGUGUUA